UCAUAGCUAUGGUUUCAGAGGGACUAAUUGAGGAAGAGAAGUUAGAUUCUUUUAAUGUGCCAUAUUACACGGCAUCAUGCGAGGAAAUUCAAGAAGUAAUAGACAAGGAGGGCUCCUUCGACACAAAACAGUUGGUAACAUUUGCUCUAGAUAUUGGGGACAAGGAAGAGACAAACAUGCAGGUUAAGGGAGGUAAGGUAGCUAAAAAUAUCAGAUCAGUUUCAGAACCCCUGAUUUCUCACCACUUUGGACAUGAGAUUAUAGAACCAUUGUAUGAGAAAUUUACUCGUUUGGUAAUUGAUCACAUGGUCAAGAAGCUUCCUAUUGAACUUGUGAGCAUUGCCAUCACACUUCAGAGAAAGGGCUGGAAGUAA
Telopea speciosissima is the source of this 374-nucleotide messenger RNA. RefSeq names its product 3,7-dimethylxanthine N-methyltransferase TCS1-like. Gene Ontology annotation, biological process: methylation. The record is from RefSeq and is a predicted model, not a curated record. Gene Ontology annotation, molecular function: S-adenosylmethionine-dependent methyltransferase activity. Bases 9 to 374 code for a protein of 121 amino acids. NCBI's taxonomy places the organism in Eukaryota, Viridiplantae, Streptophyta, Magnoliopsida, Proteales, Proteaceae. The transcript is spliced from 2 exons.